CGCAUUCAUGCUGGCUCAGCGCAGCUAGGGUCUUUGUUGAACCCAGCGAUACAUCUAUUGCCAAAGCAGAAAACGGAUGCUGCAUGAGAAUAUCGAUGGCCAUAGGUUAUCGACUCCAUCGUCCAUAAUAGGGAAUUGAGGACUACGACAUCUACGGCAUUCCUUGGACAGUACAAAGAAAAUUGUUACUGAGCUGACAUCGUCUUGUAUACAAACACAGCCAUCCGUCUUCUUAAGGUGGUAUUGUGUUGUGUGGUUAUUUUUCUUCCUAGCUCAGCUCGACAUUUUUUCCAUUGCGCUCAUGUUUUGCACAUUAUACAUAAUGAGAGCGUUUCGCCACUAAAGGAAUACUGGUAUUCCUUUGGAUUUACUAGCUAUCAUGAAAGAAGAUCGCUUCUUUUUGGAAAGGCAGUCGAUGGCAUUGGGAGAAGGAGUAGGGAGACACCGUUCCAACUGCCUCGACGUUACCUUGGAACAGAGAGUGCCCAAGAGGAGCAUCCAGCGGCCUGCCCUGCACUCUGUCGUCAAGUUGCCAUUUCAUUGAAAUAGUGUAUCAUAGCACCAGUUUGGCAUCAUGGAGACGGUGGGGAAAUUCGAGUUUAGCAGGAAGGAUUUGAUCGGACACGGAGCCUUUGCUGUUGUGUUCAAAGGAAGGCACCGAGAGAAACACGACUGGGAGGUAGCUGUGAAGUGCAUCAACAAGAAAAACCUGGCAAAGUCACAGACCCUUUUGGGGAAAGAAAUAAAGAUUUUAAAGGAACUGAAACAUGAGAACAUCGUUGCUCUACAUGACUUCCAGGAAACGGCGAGCUCUGUGUACCUAGUGAUGGAGUAUUGCAAUGGAGGAGACCUUGCUGACUACCUACAUGCCAAAGGGACGCUGAGUGAAGACACCAUCCGGGUGUUCCUGCAGCAGAUAGCGGGAGCCAUGCGCGUGCUGCAGGCCAAAGGCAUCAUCCACCGCGACCUGAAGCCCCAGAACAUCCUGCUGGCCCUGCCCCCCGGACGCAAGUCACACUCCAACAACACAUGCAUCAAGAUAGCUGAUUUUGGAUUCGCCCGGUACCUCCAGAACAAUAUGAUGGCCGCCACCCUGUGUGGUUCCCCCAUGUACAUGGCCCCCGAGGUCAUCAUGUCCCAAACCUACGAUGCCAAGGCGGACCUGUGGAGCAUAGGAACUAUCGUUUUCCAGUGCCUUACAGGGAAGGCCCCUUUUCAGGCCAGCAGUCCCCAAGACCUGCGCUUGUUCUACGAGAAGAAUAAGAACCUCUCACCCAACAUUCCCAGAGAGACUUCCAGCCACCUGAGACACCUGCUUCUUGGUCUUCUACAGAGGAACCAUAAAGAUCGCAUGGACUAUGAUGAGUUCUUUCGUCAUCCAUUCCUUGAAGCAAGCUCCAGCAUGAAGAAGUCUACUCCCGUGUCUCAUCAGAGCUUCCCCAAUUCCGCCUCAGCCAGCUCCUGCAGCAGUUCCUCCACCUCACACCUCGCCUCACCGCCUCAGUCCCUUGCGGAGCUGCAGCAGCUGCGUGUGAAGCCGGUGCCGUCCCCCACUCUGGAGUCUCCUGCCUCCCUGCUGAAGGACUCGUCCUCAGGGGGCGCUGGGGGCGGGAGCAGCAAGAACUCCUCCUGUGACACUGACGACUUUGUCAUCGUCCCCGCCAGCUUUGCCAGUGAAUUGGCCAGUGAGAUACCCAGCAGCAGUAAAGUUCUGCAGGACAGUCUCAUGUACAGUGGUAGCUCACUGCUGACCUCUGGUGGCGUGGGCAGUACAAGCAAGACCCCUCCUCGAUCCCCCUCAUAUAGCGGCUCACCAGGACCCUCUGGCAGGCUCAGUGAAUGCUUGGCAAGUAACUAUAGCAACUAUGGCCAGUCGGUGCCCAUCCCCGUCCCCACUCAGAUCCACAACUACCAGCGUAUGGAGCAGAACCUCCAGUCUCCCUCUCCACGACAAGACUCCUCCCCCAGGUCGGCUCCCCCGGUGCGUCGGUGCAGUAGUGGCGGCUCGCUGGGUUUUGGGAGGACGGCCCCCUCCCCUCCCCACUCGGGGCCCCACGGCUCCUUUGGGAGGACGGCCCCCUCCCCUCCCCACUCCGCACCACACGGCUCCUACCUGACCUCACGCAGGCUCUCCACGGGUGCCGCCAAACCCUUCCAGCUCUCCCCGCAGGUGGGCACUAUCCCUGAGAUGCCGGGUCAGACUGCCCCACUGGGCGCCGAUCUGGGUCAAUGUGGAGCUCGCAGCAACGGCUCAGAGGGCAGGCUGCAGCCCCAGGGCCUGGGCACCAGACUCCACAGCGCCCCCUGUCUCCUGGAGGUUGCGGGUGCGGGCGCGCGCCACAAGAUCCGCAAGCAGCACUCGGACCCGGUGGUGGCGCCCCCUGGGGGCAUGAUGUCGCACCAGGGGGGCAUGAUGGCACUGAGGCCCCUGCACUCCUCCCCACGCCUCAGCGAACUCAUCCAACGCAGCCCCCUGCCCACCAUCCUGGGCUCCCCCUCCAGGGCCAUUCCUCCUUUCGACUUCCCCCGGACUCCCAGCUCGCCCAACAUGGUCACCUUCCUGGCGCAGCAGGGCCUGGUCCUGGCAUCGCCUAGCAACCGGCAGGCACACGGGGACUCCGGGCCCUACAGCCAGUUAGAGCGCACAGGAGGAGGAGGAGGAGCAGAGGAGGCCAGAGGAUUCGUCAGGUCCCAGAGCGCUGGUCGCCUGUCGGACAUGCUGUUGAUGGCCGCCUUCGGAGGGCCACUUGGGGACAGAGGGAGCUCCGAGAACCUGAGCAGUGACAACAGAGCCAUAGACAUCACAGCGCCAUCUGGUGGAGGCCCCAUGGUAGCAGGCUCAGGCAGCCCUGCGAGGGUGGUGUUCACCGUGGGCUCCCCACCCAGUGGAAACACUCCCCCACAGACCUCACGCACUCGCAGAUACUCUGGAUCUUCCAGUUCCAUCAGCCCCGCAGGGUCCUUCACUGGCCGCUACCACCAGACAGGCAUCUGCAUGGACGCCUGCGAGGGGUCCUCCAGUCCCCGCUAUGGCUUCUCUGACCCCAUCUCCUCCCACGUCACCUUUGAAGCCCCAGAACUACCUGAGGAGACACUGAUGGAGCAGGAGCACACAGACACCCUGAGGCGGCUGCGCUUCACGCUGGACUUUGCCCGCUGCAUGGUGGAGGUGGCAGGGGCGCGGGGAGGAGGAGAGAAGGAGGAGAAGGCCAAAGAGGAGGAGGAGAAGGAGACGGAGGAGGAGUGGAGCGAGGAGCAGACGGAGGAGGCCUUUUCCUACACCACCUCCUCCUCUCUACUACAGCAGCAGAGCAUCGUGGCCGACCAGAUCAGCUCCCUCAGCCGCGAGUGGAGCUAUGCGGAGCAGCUGGUGCUGUACAUGAAGACGGCCGAGCUCCUCUGCUCCGCUCUCCACACUGCCAUGCAGGGCAUCAAGGAGGGCAAGCUCUACCCCUCGGGCACCGUCAAACAGGUGGUCAGACGGCUAAAUGAGCUGUACAAGUCCAGUGUGGCGGCGUGUCGCUCCCUGAGUGGGCGUCUGGAGCGCUUCUUCUCCCGUAAGCAUCGCCUCAUGGACCACAUCAACACCAUCACCGCCGAGAGACUCCUAUUCAGCCACACCGUGCAGAUGGUCCAGACAGCUGCACUGGAUGAGAUGUUCCACCAGGGGGAGCUCUCUGUGCAGCGCUACCACAAGGCCUUGCUGCUGAUGGAGGGACUCUCCAUGCUGCUGACCGAGAAGGCAGACAUCCUCAGCCUCAGCAAGUGUAAGCAGUGUAUUGAACGGCGUCUCACCGCUCUACAGUCUGGCCUGUGUGUGUAAACGCCCCUCCCUCCUGUAGCGGGAGAACAGACCACAUGCAGCUCAAGCAGCCCGGGACAUCUUGACACCCACCUCCCUUGCUUCCAUCUCUCUCUCUCUCUCUCUCUCUCUCUCUCUCUCUCUCUCUCUCUCUCUCUCUCACUCUCACGCUCUCUCUCUCUUUCUCUCUCUCU
Molecule: messenger RNA, 3996 nt
Organism: Engraulis encrasicolus (European anchovy)
Lineage: Eukaryota; Metazoa; Chordata; Actinopteri; Clupeiformes; Engraulidae
Gene: ulk1b
Product: unc-51 like autophagy activating kinase 1
Exons: 28
Coding region: 575-3823 (1082 amino acids)
Biological process (GO): peptidyl-serine phosphorylation; reticulophagy; autophagy of mitochondrion
Cellular component (GO): autophagosome; phagophore assembly site; cytoplasm
Molecular function (GO): protein serine/threonine kinase activity; ATP binding
Source: RefSeq, a predicted model, not a curated record